This is a messenger RNA of Vitis riparia (riverbank grape), 354 nucleotides long. RefSeq names its product predicted GPI-anchored protein 58. The transcript has 2 exons. NCBI's taxonomy places the organism in Eukaryota, Viridiplantae, Streptophyta, Magnoliopsida, Vitales, Vitaceae. Bases 1 to 354 code for a protein of 117 amino acids. The record is from RefSeq and is a predicted model, not a curated record.
AUGACAGCAUAUGGUGCAGAGCUGGGAGCCCCAACUGAACCAGAGCAUCCGGAGAUUCCAUAUCCAGAGCAGCCAGAAGAGCCACAACAGGUUCAGAUACCAGCUGACAUGAGAGCACCUGCCCCUGCAGUGCUCUCUAUAGAGCCUAUACCUGAGGUUGCACCCUCUGCUCCUCCUGCCGCACCACGGACUCCCCCUGUUAUUCCAUCUAUAUCAGAGCCCCCUCCUUCAUUUGAGCCUAGGAUCGCCAUAUCCAUUUCCAAGUACAGAGGAGCAGAUUAUCGCCACUCAGACCCAGCAUACUACCAUCUUGAGGCAGAUUCAACACCAUCUGGGUAUUCUAUUGAUUCCUAA